This is a messenger RNA of Suillus clintonianus, 240 nucleotides long. RefSeq lists its product as uncharacterized. NCBI's taxonomy places the organism in Eukaryota, Fungi, Basidiomycota, Agaricomycetes, Boletales, Suillaceae. The coding region runs from base 1 to 240 and encodes 79 amino acids. The record is from RefSeq and is a predicted model, not a curated record. The transcript has 6 exons.
AUGUGUCACUGGCGAAGAGUUCGUAAUACGUACAGCCAAUGCGGCCAUGUUUUCGACUUGGCCGACGAAAUGAUCCGAUGUGAUGAUCGUUAUUGCAAAUUUAGCUCAUCUCAUCCAACUAAUUGCGUGCCACCUUCAUGCACGACAACAUGCUGGCAAUAUCGCCAGUUCCCCCAACAAUUUAACCGUUUCAUUGACUCAGUUUGUCCUGGUUGUACACAGCAAGGCCAAGGCAGAUAG